UCCACAGGUGAAAGUUUAUAUAAUGAAGUCAAAGGAGUCUCUGAUCUGCUUCUGUUGUUAGAUUCUGCUGAAGGUUCUACUGCUAUGAAAGCAUCUGAUACUCAAGGGUUUGACAACAAUGGGAAACAGUAUAAGAAGGGUGUGCUUGGGGAGCUCAUUCUAAUCCAGCAGCAAAUCCAGGAGCAUGAAGAGGCAGCACGCAGGGUCGCCGAACAGUUAAGCUCUGGCUCCUCUCAACAGAAACGAAAGGUUUCGGACAAGGACAAAGCUGAACAGUUGCAAGAAGAACUUCUCCGCACACAGCUGAAAUAUCAAAGAAUUCUUGAACGUCUAGAGAAAGAAAAUAAAGAGUUGCGAAAACAGGCUCUCCAGAAAGAUGACAAAGGCAUUCACCUAAGGAAGAUGAAGAAGUCUCUAAUUGACUUGUAUUCCGAAGUGUUGGACAUCCUGUCAGACUAUGACUCCAACUACAACACCCAGGACCAUCUCCCAAGGGUAGUUGUAGUUGGAGACCAAAGUGCUGGAAAGACCAGUGUUCUGGAAAUGAUUGCCCAAGCUAGGAUAUUUCCUCGAGGAUCUGGUGAAAUGAUGACUCGUGCGCCUGUCAAGGUGACAUUGAGUGAAGGACCUCAUCAUGUGGCAGUGUUUAAAGACAGCUCACGAGAAUUUGACCUGACCAAAGAUGAGGAUCUAGCAGCCUUGCGCAAUGAAAUUGAAAUAAGAAUGAGAAGUAGUUUAAAAGACGGGCAAACUGUCAGUCCUGAGACCAUUUCAUUAAGUGUGAAGGGUCCAGGUCUGCAGCGAAUGGUACUAGUUGAUCUUCCUGGCGUUAUCAGUACUGUGACAUCAGGAAUGGCUGCUGACACCAAGGAUGUAAUUUUUAGCAUAAGCAAGGCUUACAUGCAGAAUCCCAAUGCUAUUAUCCUUUGCAUCCAAGAUGGUUCUGUAGACGCUGAACGCAGCAUUGUCACUGACCUGGUUAGCCAGAUGGACCCACAAGGCAGAAGGACUAUCUUUGUGUUGACCAAAGUGGAUCUAGCAGAAAAAAACCUGGCUAGUCCCAGUAGGAUUCAACAGAUUGUGGAAGGCAAGUUGUUCCCAAUGAAGGCUCUUGGUUACUUUGCAGUCGUUACUGGCAGAGGGAACACCAAUGAAGGUAUUGAUUCCAUAAAGGACUAUGAAGGAGAUUUCUUUCAGAAUUCAAAAUUAUUGAAGACAGGGAUGCUGAAAGCACAUCAAGUGACGACUAAGAACCUGAGCCUAGCAGUGUCAGACUGUUUCUGGAAAAUGGUGCGCGAGUCUGUGGAACAGCAGGCUGAUGCAUUUAAAGCUACUCGAUUCAACCUUGAAACUGAAUGGAAGAACAACUAUCCUCGGCUGAGGGAACUAGAUAGGAAUGAACUGUACGAAAAAGCGAAGAAUGAGAUUCUGGACGAAGUGAUCAGCUUAAGUCAGGUUACUCCCAAACACUGGGAAGAGAUUCUACAACGGAAACUAUGGGAAAGAGUCUCUACACAUGUACUAGAGAACAUUUACCUUCCUGCUGCUCAAUCGGAGAAUUCAGGCACAUUCAAUACUACAGUAGACAUCAAACUCAAACAAUGGACUGACAAACAACUGCCUCACAAAGCAGUAGAGGUUGCUUGGGAAACAUUGGAGGAUGAGUUUGCUCGUUUUAUGUCAGAACGCAAGGGGAAGGACCAUGAUGAUAUCUUUGACAAACUAAAACAAGCUGUUAAAGAUGAAAGUAUAAAACGUCACAAAUGGAAUGAGCAGGCUGAAGACAGUCUGCGAGUCAUCCAGCACAAUGCUUUAGAAGAUCGUUCUAUAUCUGACAAACAGCAAUGGGAUGCAGCAAUCCAUUUCCUGGAAGAAACAUUACAAGCCCGUCUUCGAGACAGUAUGUUUCGAAAAUUUCAUGAUGAAUUUAAAAUCUGGACUAAGAAGAAAGUGAUGUGGAUUCAGUUGUCUUUCCCCAGUAGUGCAGCCAGAGCUGCUCAACAACACUCAGUUCUCUCUGAUGAGACGUCAUUGCUGCACAGAAUUGUCAUUAAACCUGAAUUAAAAGUGCGUUUUAUUGAAAUUCAAAAGAUCAGAUACAUCUGGGACCUCAAUGAAAAACAAUUUGUUAGAGCUGAAGUACUGGAAGACAGGCACUCCUGUGCUGAUAAUCGUAAUAAAUUUGGAUCUGGAUUGACAACCACAGAAGAGGCUACCAGGAGAUUAAUAUUUGGACCUAAUAUAAUUGACAUCCGAAUUUCUCCCAUUUGGAAGCUACUUUGUAAGGAGCAAUCGAUAAAGUUGUACAAACUUGUAGAAUCUCACAAUAACAUGAUGGUCACCAUCUGCAGAAAAGGUGGAGGAUAUGAGAAAGUGCCAUCGAGUGAACUGGUGCCUGGUGAUGUACUCUUAGUAACAGGAAAUAAACAAGUAUUGUCCUGUGAUGCCAUACUGAUCCAUGGGGGCUGCAUUGUCAAUGAGAGCAUGCUUACAGGUGAAAGUAUUCCUGUAACAAAGGCACCAUUGCCAAGUGUAGUUAACCCUAGCUGUUGGAAGAGCUCAACUGAAGAUUACAAACGUCACAUUCUGUUCUGUGGGACUCAAGUCAUUCAGUCAAAAGCAACAAGCGAGGGUGAAGUAAAAGCUGUUGUCUAUCGAACAGGUUUUACUACUACCAAGGGAGAGUUAGUGAGAUCCAUUCUGUACCCAAAACCAAUGGACUUCAAACUGUACCAAGAUGCCUUUCGAUUCCUGUUAUGCUUGACAGUCAUUGCAACAAUUGGAAUGAUAUAUUCAGUUUGUAUCCUUGUGCUAAAUGGGGGAGCAUGGAGGCUCGAGGUAGGGGCGAUGGGAGAUGGUUGUACAGAGAAGAUAUCUGGUGACCAGACAGAGACCAUAUUGAUGGUCUCCGCUUGCGACCAUUUUGUCCCAAGUGGAAAUGGAGUCUGUAUUCCAGAAAAAAAACAAACUCGUAAAAUAACAAGAGAAAGAGUUCGUGAGAUUCAAGAAAAGUUAGAAGCAUUCAUUGAAGCGCUACAUCAAGAAAAAUAGCAAUGUCUCUUUCAGCCUCUGACAUGGAGUUUUGUGUCAUAAGAUGUUGCUUGAAUCAGGAACCACUAUUUGAAGUGCUACAGAAAGACUCAAAAGUACGAUUAAACACACCUCAGAAGACAUCACUUCACAAUUUGUGUUAAAAUUGUUUAAAAUUGGAAGAGCAUUUAGGUUCUCCAUGCAUUCUACUCUUUGAGCUGAGAAUACGUGAGCAAUGUUUUACUUGCAUUUUUAUAAUAAUUCAGUCACAAAAGCUUCAGCUAAUCAAGUUUUCUAUUGUAAUAUGCAGCCUCCUCAAACACAUUAAAAUGUUGAUUGUUUAAGUGCCCAAAACAAGAUUAAGCGCUGUUGUGUAACAGAGCUGAUGAACUGUUUUGCUAAAUGUAACACUUUUUGGUGCAAAUAUUUUAAUUGUUUCUCUCAUAUCCAGUCCAAUAUGAAAUAAAGAACAGCUGUCUAAAUUUGCAUUCAUUGGGCAUUAUAUAGUCUAUUUCUCUCAUCCACCUCAUAAGUGCACUGGGUUGCAUUUAUUAAUUCAGAAGAAAAAAACUGCAUUUCAGUGAAGAGAAAUAAAAUGCAAAGUUAAAAUUCGCAUCAGACAAAUUUUGUCUGGAGUACAAUGAAAGUCAUAUCCAGUGUGGUUUCCAUUUGGAUCCUUCGAUAUUGGGUCUAUAGUUGUGUAGCAGAUUCCUCAGAAUUUGUGCAUGUACUUACAUAAAUGAAAAAAGAUGAUCAUAGUUUGUGAAUUUUCUUUGCAAGUGUCCAGGCUAUGCUUGAUGUAACUAGUGAGGAGUCAUGUAUUUAUUGAGUGCUGUUAUACUAAAUAAAACAAAGUGCAAUUUUGGAAA
Messenger RNA from Rhincodon typus (whale shark), 3899 nucleotides. RefSeq names its product dynamin-like 120 kDa protein, mitochondrial. Gene Ontology annotation, cellular component: mitochondrial membrane; microtubule; cytoplasm. The record is from RefSeq and is a predicted model, not a curated record. The annotation marks the transcript as partial. Gene Ontology annotation, biological process: mitochondrial fusion. The transcript has 32 exons. Lineage: Eukaryota; Metazoa; Chordata; Chondrichthyes; Orectolobiformes; Rhincodontidae. Gene Ontology annotation, molecular function: GTP binding; GTPase activity; microtubule binding.